AUGGAUUCAGUUCCAAGCAAGGCUUUGCUGCUAGUUCAGCUCUUGCUCCUACUCAGCUACUUCCAAGAAGCCUCCUGUGGUCCCCCCGGCUGGAUGGUUAUUUCUCCAGCCCACCCACCUGUUCACCCGCCAUCUCCCCACCACAGUCACCCCCUGAUCCCCGUACCUUCUCAUGCUCCCUACCAUCCCCGGGCUCCGCCUGUCCACCCGCCAGUUAAACCGCCAUCCCACUACCCUCCUUCUUCGAGGAGCUUAAUAGCCGUUCAAGGUGUUGUUUAUUGCAAGUCCUGCAAAGACACCCUCUACGGCUCUAAACCCAUUUUUGGUGCCCAAGUGAAGCUCCUGUGCAAGAACACCAAGUACUCAGCAUCAGCGACUGCGACGACUGACAAGAACGGCUACUUCUUCAUCCAAGCACCCAAGACCGUCACGAGCUUCCCCUUCCACAAGUGCAAGGUCUAUUUAGUCUCAUCUUCAAUCUCCUCAUGCAGUCAGCCAUCUAAUCUCAACAGCGGAUUCACCGGCGCCUUCUUGAGGUGGGAGAAGCCUUCCUCAAUCAAGCUCCCGUUCAGCCUCUACUCGGUCGGACCUUUUGCGUUCGAGCCCAAGUGCAGAGCCCCAGGACCCAAGUGAACUCCCCAUCGUGUGUCUUCCUAGCUUCUAUUGGCGUUGAGUGUUACCGUGGUUCCAGUUGCAUGAGAGAAAAGGUCGUACUUGUGCCUUAAUGUAUUUGUUAGUCGGUUUA
This is a messenger RNA of Eucalyptus grandis, 745 nucleotides long. RefSeq names its product non-classical arabinogalactan protein 31-like. Bases 1 to 633 code for a protein of 210 amino acids. The record is from RefSeq and is a predicted model, not a curated record. NCBI's taxonomy places the organism in Eukaryota, Viridiplantae, Streptophyta, Magnoliopsida, Myrtales, Myrtaceae. The transcript is spliced from 2 exons.